AGGCGGGCUUCAGUCAAAAUGCCAGACGAUUAUUAUGAUAUAUGUGUUGUUGGAGCAGGUUUGUCCGGCGCAGUUAUAGCGGAAAGAUAUGCUGCAACAACAGAGAAAACCGUUUUAGUUGUAGAGAAGCGUGAACACAUCGGUGGAAACUGUUACGAUUUCAUUGAUAAUGAAACACGUAUUCGUGUUUCAAAAUACGGUGCACACCUUUUUCACACAAAAUAUGAAUAUGUCUGGGAUUAUGUGCAACAAUUUAGCGAAUGGGUUUCAUACACACAUAAAGUUCUAGCUGUUGUUAGAGGAAAACACAUUCCUAUCCCAGUCAACAUCAACACAGUUAACAUCUUAUUUGGUCUGAAUAUUACAUCUAUCGAGCAAAUGGAUGCUUGGCUUAAACAAGAACAAAUUCACUAUAAUCAUAAUCUGACGAAUUCGGAGGAAGUAGCAUUAUCACGUGUUGGGAAGAAACUCUACGAAGUAUUGUUCAAACCGUAUACAAUUAAACAGUGGAAUAAAACGCCUGCUGAGCUAGGACCGACGGUUUUGGCUCGUAUUCCGGUGCGGAAUAAUUGGGAUAAUCGAUAUUUCUCAGACAAGUACCAGGCUUUGCCAAAGAGAGGUUAUACAAAUUUGAUAGAUAACAUGUUCAAGUCAUCCCAGAUAACCAUACGUUUGAACACCGAUUAUUUUGAUAUUCGCAAAAGAAUAAAAUGUGGUAAAACAUAUUUCUCCGGUCCGGUGGAUAGAUAUUACGCUGAAAAGGGACUACCGGCAUUAGAAUACAGGUCUUUGUCAUUUGAACGAAAGGUAUUUAAGAAUAUGAAUCAUUUUCAGCCAGGCAGUGUUGUUAACCAUCCAAAUCUGAUUGAAAACUUUACACGAAUUGUUGAGUAUAAAUGGCUACCUAAUCAACAAUUUGAAUCUAAUGACACAAUUGUAUUCUAUGAGAGAUCGACAGCCGACGGAGAACCAUAUUAUCCCGUGCCUAAUGCGCGAAACCAAAAUUUAUACAAACGUUAUAAGAAUUUCGCAAACUCGGAUCCUGAUAUUUAUUUUGUUGGACGCUUGGCAAAUUAUAAAUAUUUUAAUAUGGAUGAAGCAAUUAUGAAUGCUCUUCUACUUUUUAAUCAAACAGUUAAUAACAAUUAUAAAGUUACUUGAAAAAACAAUAUACUGGAAAUAAAAUUAUUGACAUUUAUGCAAGGUGUUUUAAUAUUCUUAAAAGAAAUAAAGGAUU
Messenger RNA from Ruditapes philippinarum (Manila clam), 1237 nucleotides. RefSeq names its product UDP-galactopyranose mutase-like. Lineage: Eukaryota; Metazoa; Mollusca; Bivalvia; Venerida; Veneridae. The record is from RefSeq and is a predicted model, not a curated record. The coding region runs from base 19 to 1161 and encodes 380 amino acids. The transcript has a single exon. Gene Ontology annotation, molecular function: UDP-galactopyranose mutase activity; flavin adenine dinucleotide binding.